Molecule: messenger RNA, 5614 nt
Organism: Calypte anna (Anna's hummingbird)
Lineage: Eukaryota; Metazoa; Chordata; Aves; Apodiformes; Trochilidae
Gene: ONECUT1
Product: one cut homeobox 1
Exons: 2
Coding region: 127-1500 (457 amino acids)
Biological process (GO): regulation of transcription by RNA polymerase II
Cellular component (GO): nucleus
Molecular function (GO): DNA-binding transcription factor activity, RNA polymerase II-specific; RNA polymerase II cis-regulatory region sequence-specific DNA binding
Source: RefSeq, a predicted model, not a curated record
GCCCACAGCGCCCGCCCGCCGCCGCCGGCCCGCGGGAGGAACCGGCCCGCGGCCGCCGCGAAGAGCUCCGGUUCGCCCCACCGCCCACCAGAUAGAUGUGCGGUCCAGCCGCCCGCACGGCCGACGAUGAACGCGCAGCUGGCGAUGGAGAACAUCGGCGAUCUGCACGGGGUGAGCCAUGAGCCGGUGCCCGCCGCCGCCGACCUGAUGAGCGGCAGCCCCCACCACCGGAGCGCGGUGGCCCACCGCGGCAGCCACCUGCCAGCCCACCCGCGCUCCAUGGGCAUGGCGUCCAUCCUCGACGGCGGCGACUACCACCAUCACCACCGGCCGCCAGACCACGCGCUGACGGGCCCCCUGCACCCCACGAUGACCAUGGCCUGCGAGACACCCCCUGGCAUGAGCAUGAGCAGUACCUACACCACAUUGACCCCUCUGCAGCCUCUACCUCCCAUCUCGACCGUCUCGGACAAGUUUCCUCACCAUCACCACCACCAUCAUCACCACCAUCACCCCCACCAGCGGAUACCGGGCAACGUGAGCGGCAGCUUCACGCUCAUGCGGGACGAGAGGGGUCUGGCGUCUAUGAACAAUCUCUACACACCCUACCAUAAGGAUGUUACCGGCAUGGGGCAAAGCCUCUCUCCGUUGUCUGGAUCGGGCCUGGGAAGCAUCCACAACUCCCAGCAAGGGCUGCCCCACUAUGCUCACCCCAGUGCCACCAUGCCCGCAGAGAAAAUGCUCACCCCAAACGGAUUCGAAGCCCACCACCCUGCCAUGUUAGCCAGGCAUGGCGACCAACACCUCACCCCCACCUCCGCUGGCAUGGUGCCUAUCAACGGGAUCCCACACCACCCCCAUGCCCACUUGAAUGCCCAGAGCCACGGGCAGAUCCUGGGCUCUGCCAGGGAACAAAACCCUUCUGUAACUGGUUCGCAGGUCAACAGUGGAAGUAAUUCAGGGCAAAUGGAAGAAAUCAAUACCAAAGAAGUAGCUCAGAGGAUCACCACCGAGCUCAAGCGGUACAGCAUCCCCCAGGCUAUCUUCGCCCAGAGGGUGCUGUGCCGCUCACAAGGGACCCUCUCAGACCUGCUGAGGAACCCCAAGCCCUGGAGCAAGCUCAAAUCCGGCCGGGAGACCUUCCGCAGGAUGUGGAAGUGGCUCCAGGAGCCAGAGUUUCAGCGGAUGUCUGCUCUGCGGCUGGCAGCGUGCAAGAGGAAAGAACAAGAGCACGGGAAGGAUAGAGGGAAUACACCCAAAAAGCCUCGGCUGGUCUUCACGGAUGUCCAGCGUCGAACUCUACAUGCAAUAUUCAAGGAAAAUAAGCGUCCAUCCAAAGAAUUACAAAUUACCAUUUCCCAGCAGCUUGGGUUGGAGCUGAGCACCGUCAGCAACUUUUUCAUGAAUGCGCGGAGGAGGAGUCUGGAUAAGUGGCAAGACGAGGGCAGCUCCAAUUCAGGCAACUCAUCUUCUUCAUCAAGCACUUGUACCAAAGCAUGAAGGAAUAACCACAAACUAAACCUCGGUGGAAAAGCUUUAAAAAAAUAAAAUAAAUAAAUAAAUAAAGACAGACCAGGACCUCAAGAUAGCAGGUUUAUACUUAGAACUAUUUGAAAAAAAAUGUUAUUUAUAAGUCCAAAGAAACCAAAGACUUAUUUCACCUGCAUUAUGACUUUGUUCUAAGACACACACUUUAGUAGGAUGACGACUUGCAAAAAAUAGAGAGGGAGAAGAAAGUGAAGCAGAGGGAAUGAAAGGAAACACAAAGAGAAGAGAAGCAGACCGCUGGUUUUACACCUUCGCCCAUGAUCAUCUUCACCGUACUUGGCUGUUUAGUGGUUUGGAGCAUAGUGAUUUCUUGUCAUUGAAUGGACAUCUCUUCAGACAUGGCUCUUCAUUUCCACAGCGACUGCCGUGAAGGUGUAUGUUGUGUCUGUACCGCCAGUGGUUAGGAACUUAGGCAGGGCUGGUCUUCAGAGAGGGUUGUGCCACGGCACGACUGACAAAGCGUGGAGUCGUCUGGAUUCAUUUGAACGGUAGUGUGAUUUUUGCUGUUUCAUGGUUUGAACUUAACCAGUGCAACACCUGGGAACAAGUUCAAACUAGGCAAAGAAAUUUUGAAUGGUACCUAAACCAGUGCAUUCUCUUUGUUUGUUAAGGAAUGUUCAGAUUUAAAAAAAGGAAAACUAUUCCAUCCAUUAAAAAAAAAAAUCAACUAGCUACCAAAGAACACAUUUAAUAAUUAUAUUGCAGGUAUUUUAUUGCAAUGAUUUUAAUAUUCCAAAGCUAUUUUUACACAAAAUACUAUGUAGAGUUAUAGGUAUAAACUAAUCUAACUGUAUAACACAGAAAACUUGUAAUCAAGACUGUUAUUUGCAAUUAGCAAAACCACAUUAUUGUUUCUUUCCAUGGCUGGCAAGAAAGAAUGUCACCCAAAGAGACUGCAGCCCCAGUCACGGCACAGGUACCGGCAGUGGGGUGCUGCUCCCACUGAAGUUGGAAGCCCUUUUGCUGCCGACUUCACUGGGAGCAAACAAGGGGCCCUUAGAUCCCUGGGGAAGCUGGUGGCAGCUGCCACGGGUGCCCCCUGUGUGCCACUUCCAUCCCAUCCCAGGCUGGAGCCGGAGCUGCUGCUGUGCUGGGCUUGCAGGAAGCCAAAGUGAACAGAAUUGUGAAAUGCAGACCCACAGGACUCAGCAUCUGAUCAAUACUCAUUGAUGUUGGGGUGAGCUUUUUUUUUUUUUUUUUUUUACCUAUUGACUUUACUAGGCAAAGGAACAGUAGCAGUAGCUUUGAAGGCUCAUGGUCUUUUCCUACUGAAAACCGUGGUGCAACAUCAGUUCGUGUUGGUGGGAAGAGCUCCGACAGGAGCUGCAGUGGGGCUUUUGGAAGGCUGAAUCAUGGUGCCUCUGAAGUCAAUAGCAAAAUUCCCAUGACACUGAGAUGCAGCCUGAUGCUUUGUGGCUGCAUAUCUGUGUGUAGCAAGCUGAGCUCUUGUCCUGUGCAUUCUUUCUUGUCAUCCAUUAAUCAGGAUAAUGCAUGAAAUAGUUUUAAAUUUUUAGAUUAAAAGCUUUAAAUGCUCUGUUGCUAACAGACCCAUAGAAGAGAAAUCAUCCCGUUCCUACUCUGGUAAAAUAAAAAAGGAAAGUGUGCAACAUCUGCAUAUUAAAUUUUAGUGUAAGGGGACAAUAGAGUUUAAAAACCAUAGGUAUGCCUGUUAGAUUUCUAACCAGUGUUUCAAAUUUCUUUAGUGAUUCUUCAAGGUAUACUCAGUUCUGAAGCAACUAAAUAUGCAGGUAUAGUCCCAACACAAGGAUUAGAAAUAGGCAAUCUUUAUUGCAACCUCUAAAAAACCCCAAACAAACAACCAAAAAAACAGAGAGAGAAAGGAAAAUUCAAGGCAAACUAGAAUCCAACCACCAUCAACAAGAUGAAGCCCAUUCAAAAUACUAGGAACACCAAAGUUAGAUAACUUCAUAGCACCAGUUGUUUCCCAAGAGGACAGGGUCUAGUCAAGGUUCAGGGUAUACAGUUAAUUUCCAGUAAGUAUUUAGAAUACAGCUGAAAUAUCUUGUUAUUAAAAUGAAGUAAAAUAAAACCAAGGUUUUUGGCACCAAAUGUUUCUCCACAUUUUCCUACAUUAACCUCACUUUAAGACUGACAAAGCAACUGUCUGCAAAAAUGUAGUCUAAUCCAUGAGUUUUUCCAGUCUCUAGCUUAAAUUUUAACAAGCUUUCUUUUUAAGUGUUCCAUCCCCACAGAGACAUAAUUGACAUGGAAAUAUUAAUAAGCUCACUUAUAAAGUAUAUUAUGAAUGCAGUCUCAUUAGUGUAAGGUUAAUAAAGGACAGUAAUAAUUAACUUUUUUUUUUCCAGCAAACCACUGCUUUUUAACGUACCUAUAGUUUAGAAAAUAAAGCCUUAUUUAUUUAAAACUUGAGAAUUUAAAAAUGCAGGGAAAUUCAAAGUACGUUGAGGCAUUCUUUUAGUAUUUCCAUUGUACUGUCUUUAGAGACUACUUGCUGAAACCAAAGAGAACUUUCAUACCAGCAUUAAAUUUGCACCCAAUAUGCAAUUUCAGGAUCUCAGACACAGACACAUGCAAGCCCCUGGUCUUGUAUAAGGGUCUAUGUAUACACACAUAUAUUUUUGUGGAGGUAUCUGUGUGUAUACACAUGCACAUAUACAUCCACACAAAACCGAUGCACAAGUUCUAGAUUUUAAGUGUUUUGGUUGUUUUUACAUGUCUGUUUAAGUAUAUAUAAACCUUUUGGUUUCUUAUAAGCCAUUAGGAACAAAACCACUCUUCCCAUAAGCAAUAUGUUCCUCAUACUCUGAAUAGGCAAAGAACACACUUUUCUUUAAUCCUUUUCAACACAUGAAGCAAAUAACUAUGGGACUGCUUAUUCUACCUGUAAAGCUGUUUAACCUCUGAGCAGACUGCCCAGCUGCAUGGACUGAAACCCAGACAGGUUCCCUGGUUCUCCCUGGCUUGGAUCAUUGCUGUUCCUUGGCAUAGCAUCCUCAGAGGGCUGCUGCUUUCUAAUGCUGUGCUUAACAUUCCACAGGACAUCCUGGUAGUGUUAGGCUUUUGGUCCACUUCGUUCCUGACAAAAUGGAAAUUAGUUUCAAAUUUAAAAUAAAAAAAAUAAAAAAAAAAAAAAAAAAAAAAAGGACUUAAAAAUCUGCCAGGAAGGGUUAGGAGAGGGAGCAGAAUCUGAAACAAUUUGGAAGCAUGGGGAGAAGGGGCCUCAGUCAUAGGAGGCUCCAUGGGUGAGAAGAGGGCAUCAGGAAUGUGCAUUCAGCUCGCAGGCUGCAUCCAAACCUGACCACAGGGACCAUGAGGGGAGGCUGGCAAAGAAGUGAACUGUCCACAUCCAUCCCCAUUGUAAAUGGCAUUAUUAGCUUUCCAGGGAAAAAAAGAAUAAAUAUUCCAACUGACCCACACCUCUGUGUUAGCCCCCACGUCCCCUUCCAGGCACCUCAGCUUCCUUUCCUUACUCAGGUAACACUAACCCAAAAGAGUGAGCAAGCCCACUCCUGGGGCUUUCCCUUGGGAAUUUGCUUCUGCCUCAACCAGAGCCAGAAGCAAGUUCCCAAGCAGGCAAACGGGAAUGCCUCGUUUGCCCCAGCAUGGGGCUGGCCCAGGGCUGCCCACAGACACCGCUCUUCUCCUGAGAGGGAUUUCAGGACAAGGCCAGGGUGGCCAGGGGGGCUACUGCUGCCUGGAGGGCUUGGAAACACCUCUGAGCUUAUACCAAAGAGUCUUAGGACAUCUCUCCUCACCUGAGUUGUAAACAAGACAUUUUUACCCCUGAAAACAGUCCUUCUUUAUACUACCCUUCCUCCUAUCUUCCUCCUAUCUUCCUCCUCCUUUGUACAUAAGGAUGAAAACUAUGCAUUUAGCAAACAAAGAGAAAGCACUUACCCUUUUCUAUCUCGCUGCGUUUGGGUGCAUUCAAAGGCCCAGGGGCUAAUUUUGAGAUUUUUGCUUAGCCUCCUGGUUUAUUAUUGUGGUGUGGUUAGCUUUACAAUACAUUUGGUAACUUUUUGCUAAAGACAGAGAAGCAAAAGGUAAGGAAUAGCUACUUCCACGUGUUAAAAAAAAAAAAAAA